Styela clava is the source of this 6527-nucleotide messenger RNA. RefSeq lists its product as uncharacterized. The record is from RefSeq and is a predicted model, not a curated record. Gene Ontology annotation, molecular function: protein binding; transcription corepressor activity. Gene Ontology annotation, cellular component: nucleus; cytoplasm. Lineage: Eukaryota; Metazoa; Chordata; Ascidiacea; Stolidobranchia; Styelidae.
UAAAUCAUACAAGGCCCUCACAAUAUUGUUGUUGCUCCACGGCGCCCACGGACGACGCAACUAAAUAGCGUCUGUAGAAUUACCAACCAACGAAGUACCCUGGGCGUUUACAGUUAUACAUUAUUCCGCAUUCGAUUUCCAUAAAUAUUAAAGUAAGGAUCGUGGUUAGCGCAGCACAACGCGGUUACACAUUCCGCAAUGGACAAGGUGGCAGAAGAUUCGAAACCAUUGGAACAAGAAAAACUUGAUGUAGCAGAAAAUUUACCCAAACCUUCAGAGUCAUCAGUAAUACCAAUGGAGACCACGCCGAUUGAAACGAAACAACCUGAUAAUAUGUCAUCAACAGCCACUACUGUCACUACUUCUUCUGAGAGCAUACUCUCGGAAGUUGAAAAGAUGACAACUUCAUCUGAAAUAGCACAAUCUCAUACGUUGGAAAAUAAACAAGAACCAGAACUAAUGUCCCAACUUCCUGAUAAAGAAAAAGAUAUUCCUAUGGAUAUUGGUCGUCCUGUUUCAUCCACAGCUGAUAUGGAACAAAGUGUUUUCAAAACUCUAGAAUCAGCAGUCGAGAGUUCUCAUAAAACAGCCCCAUCACAAUUACAUGAUGUUCCGAUGGAAGAAAAAGAUACAAACUUAUUGGUAUCAUUGAGCAUUACUAGCUCUGUAUCUGCAUCUUCAGUUACGAUCCCAGUGAACACAACGGCCACAAUUCAACCACAACAAAAAUCAAUAUUUUCGAGUUUAUUUCCUUCUCCAGUUGCACCAUUGUCAAAAUUAGUUGAACCAGUGAAGGUUGAAAAACCUGAAUCUCCUUUAAUACUUGGAUCAGGGCAAACUUUACAGACUGUUCCAGAACAGCAUACAGAAGUAUCACCAAUCGAAGAUAAAACUAUGGAAGUAGAGCCAGCAAUUCCUUCAACAGAUGAUGGAAAAGUAUCGUCACCUGCUCCAAAAACCGUCACACCCGCAUCUUCUUCUGAAAUUAUCAAUGGUUCAAGUGAGGGGAAGGCUGUGGCUAGUAUGAUCGAUUCACCUGCACCGGAUCCAACCAUAGAUCCAAAUAUAGGAAAGACAGACCCCCUCAUGGUACCUGUCACAGAGAGUGCAAGUACUAGUACCCCAGCAAUGCAAGAUGUCCCAAUGACGGUUCCCGUAGGCAAAGAGAUCAAGACAGAAGUGAAACAUCCACCAAUAGCUACAAAAACGAUGAAACGAGAACAGAGAAAAACUUCAACAUCUUCUCCUACUGUUCCCGGCGGGGAAACUAGGAAGACUCAGAGAGCGAAAUCAUCUUCUACAAGCCCUGGUGGUGGAAAAUCAAAAAAGAAACGACCACCUCCAAAAGAAACGGACAACAGAAACGAUUUUUAUUGCUGGGUUUGUCAUAAAGAAGGUGAAGUGUUAUGCUGCGAACUUUGUCCAAGAGUUUUUCAUGCUAAAUGUUUAAGCAUGACUGAGGAGCCUGAAGGUGAUUGGUUUUGUCCCGAAUGUGAGAAGAUAACUGAAGCAGAAUGUAAAGAAACACAAAGUCGAGCAAUGUCAAUGUUAACAAUUGAUCAGUUCUCUCUUCUGUUGAAAUAUGUAAUCCAGAGAAUGAAACUUCCUAUGUCGGAACCAUUCCAUGAACCAGUUGAUACAAAGAUAUUCACAGAUUAUUAUGAUUAUGUUUUUCAUCCUAUGGAUCUGAGUACGAUAGAAAAGAGUGUUAAAAAGAGAAAAUAUGGAUGUCCUGAGGCAUUUAUCCUCGAUUUCAAGUGGGUUAUUCACAAUUGUAUUAUAUACAACAGUCAACAAUCAAAAUUAACACAAACAGCCAAAGCUAUGUUGAAAGUUGCUGAGAGGGAGUUGAAUGAGAUUGAAGUUUGUCCAGAAUGUUAUUUGAAUUCAUGUCGAAAACGAGAGAAUUGGUUUUGUGAACCAUGCAAAGAAUUACAUCCACUUGUGUGGGCUAAAUUACAAGGAUUUCCACACUGGCCUGCUAAGGCAUUAAGAAUAGAGAAAGGAAUGGUUGAUGUUCGCUUCUUUGGACAACAUGAUAGAGCAUGGAUUCCAUUGUCUGGAUGUUAUCUUAUAUCUAAAGAGCUACCUUUGCCAGUCAAAAAUAAAAAGAAAAGUAAAGGGCCGGGAAUGAAAGGGGGUUUAGAUGGCGCAAUGCAAGAGAUGCAAGGAUAUAUUGAGAAUAUCAAGAAGAUAACAGGAGAAUUUGAAUUUGCUCCACCACGUACAUUACUCACUCACUGUGAUUUGUACAGAAAAACAAUGUCAUCUGGUCAAGCUGGAAAGCAACAAGCAGAGCUUGAGGCCAAAGGAGCAAUUGGAACUUCAACAUCGAGAACAGACAGCGGCACUGGAAUUAAAGCUAAAGUUGAACUCAAAGACAUGAAGGAUCCGACAAAACUCAGAGGACCCGGGUCAACAACUCCUAAGAAGGGUAAAAUGGUGACAACAAGUGGGGAACAUCCCAAUCGACCUUUUGCUACUAAAAAGAAAAAAGCAUCUAUGGAAUUUUUGAACAAAACUAUAGAGUCGUGUAAAGCAUCACUAGGAAUUGAAAAAAUACAGGAUGUCAAGAUGAAUUCAGGAUCAGAAGAAACAACAUCUUCAUCAGAUGAUGAUGAUAACGAUAACGAAGAAGGAAAAGAAAAAAUUGAUGAUACCAAAAGUGCAAAAGAUACACCAAGUACUUCAACUGCUAAACCAUCUGCAGCACCAGAAGAUGAUGAUUCAGAUGCAGAGCUAGUGAUUGAUCUCGGGGACAUGGAUGACACUACCAAUGCUGAUGCUAAUAAGGCUGGAGAAGGAAAAUCAAAUGAAGUCAUCUCCAAAAAGCGUAAAAAUGACGACGGUACAAAACCACUCAAAUCAAUUUUGCUCAAUUCGGCAAAACCCACAGAAAAAGAGGACAGGAAAAAAAUGUUAGCUAAAGCACUAUCAGAAAAGAUAGCGACUGGCAAGCGGAAGCAUGGGGUUGAAGAUUCGCCUUCUGGGGCUUCACCCAGUACUAAAAUACGAAGAACACACGAAGAUAGAAGAAGUGGAUCUCCGAUUGAAUUAAUUCAAAAAUCUCUUCCUGGGAAAUCUGGUUUGAAAGAUAAGGAGAAAAAGAAAUCCCACAGUGGGAAGUACUUAGAGAAAGAUGGUUCUGGAAAGGUAAAAAGUGGAAUACUCAAGUCAUCAGAGAGUGGACUACAAAGAAAAGAUAGUUACCCAUCAGAGAAGAGAUUUCCUGAUUCGUCCAAACACAAGCAUAAAGAUGGAGCACAGAAACUUGGAAGCAAAAAACCUCCAGAUAAAUCUGGAAAGUUAGAUAAGUCCUAUGUUCCAACUGGUGCUGAUACACGUAAGUUAUUUAACGGUGGCCGAAUUCCUCGCAAAAAUCCGUCAACUAGCAUCGGUGAUGAAGAACAGAUCAGUAAUAAAGAUCCAAACGAUGAUAACAACAUGGAAACCAACCAAAUACAUGAAACAAGAAGAAGAAGUUUGGAACAGGCUCCAUCAAAUCCACAUAGCAAUGGGCCAAGACAUGUUGGUGCUGGUUUGAACAGACAAUUAUCGCUUGAACAAUCAAGGAAGAGUAUUGAUGAAAAUACAGCCAUGGAAAAUUUGAAGAAAUAUAGUGACAAGGUGAUGGACACUGUUCAGAAAGUAUUUUAUGAAAUGUAUACUGAUAUGAUGGUUCCAAUGCGAAAUGCUGGUAACGAAUCUAACAAUGUAGCAACUGCAACCGCCAUGCAUGAAGUUGCACAGAUGAGACUUGAACUUGAACGUUUGAAAUGGAUGCAUGAACAAGAGAUUGCUGAACUGAAGCACAACCAUGACCUUACUGUCGCUGAGAUACGACAGAGCCUUGAAUAUGAGAAAAAACAACUUUUGUUGGACGCAAAAGUACAAGCAGAAGAAGCCAAAAUUCGAGCAGUUGAUGAAGCUAAACGAAAACAGUGGUGUGCAUACUGCAACAAAGAAGCUAUCUUUUAUUGCUGCUGGAACACAAGUUAUUGUGACUAUCCGUGUCAACAGAAACAUUGGCCACAACAUAUGAACACUUGUACUCAAGCUAGGGAAAGCGGUGGAGGUGCGUCUACUGCUGGUGGAACCCAAGGUACAGCAAUGGAGACCAGUCUUUCACCUCCAUCCAGUACUGGAAAAGUUUCAACACUUUCCUCGAAACCUAUAAGUACAAACGUAUCGACUGCAAAACCAACAUCAAUGUUUGUGUCGCCUGGCAGAGCCACCAUUACAAUAUCUGCCAGUCCAGGUCACCUGAGCCGACUCACAUCAGGAAGUAAACAGACGCUUAUUUUGCCUCCGAGUGUAUCUGCUUCAAAACCAAGUUUUACUUCUACUGAUAGAGGUCCAUCUAAAAUUGUUCCUUUAUCUAUUGAACCAAAACCCAAAACAACAUCACAGACCAUUUCUGAGGAAAUUUCAGAUAAAACUAUGGCACCUGUGCAACAGAAAAGUGGUUUAGCAAUAAGCGCUAUUGGGGCUAGGCUAAUGGCAGCGAAACAACGGACAAAUAUAAAAGACCCGGUUGCGUCGAACUCGAAACCUACAAAAACUGUAAUCUCGAAGCGAGAUUCCCCUGUCAUUACAGAAGAUAAGAAACAGAAAACAUCCGAUCAUGUUAAAACAACAUUAGAUUCACCACUAAGUCCGGGUGCUAAUCCUCCUUCUCCAAAAGACCCAGUUUCAUCUCUAAAAACUAUAUCAAAAGUUGGUCAAAAAUCAGAAGAUAUCACUUCAGUUUCUAAAGAAACUAAAUCUUCAGAUGAAAACUUAGAUACUGAAAAACCCAAGUUACCAAUCGUUUCUUCUUCUGAGCAAACUGCUGUUCAAAUGUCUUCAUCAGCGGCACCUGUUCUAGCUGUGAGCAUGGCUACCACAAGUAAACCACAGAUAAAAGGUUCUACCAAACCAUAUUCUGCAAUAUUCUCAUCACCUUCUGCUGUGGCUUCCCUUAUAGCGGACAUGGGAACUCCCCUUUCUUCGACAUUGUCGUCACCUGAAUCAUCGUCAAGUUUUUCUGACACUCCAGAGAAAAAGCCGGAUGUAUCAAAAGUUCAAUUAUCAUUUGCUGGAUCUGCUUUCACAAAAGUCGUGCCGGAUGUCAAUAAACCCAUUCCUAUACAAAGUAGCAAAGAUGAAAAACCUAGCACAGCGAAUUUGACAUCGAAAAUAGCAAGUGUACCAACUGAUACAAGCUUGACUACAUUCAAACCUAUUGAUGACAAAAAUACAGUGGAAUCUGCUAAUACCAAGGUGGAUGAAAAGCCUACGGAAACUGUGCCUUUAGUAGCUCCAGUUCUUGCUGAUAGCUACUUAUCGAACUUGCAAAUGACGUUAGUUGAAAAAAUCGGCACUUCUCCAAUACCUCCGAUAGUGCCUGAUUCUCUCCCACCCACAGCUGGUAAUGAUGACAACAAAGACCUAAAUAUAGAGACGAAAAAUCCAGAUACUGAUGAACUUAUGGAGGUAAAAAGCAGUGGAUGAAACAGUCUGUGAGACUGUAGAUCUUUUAUUUUAACAUUCCAUGCACGGUGACCCUAAUAAUAUUCAGGUCUUUGUUAGAUCUUGUAAGUUUUGAGUGACUGUGAAAUUUAGUUGAAAAGUUAAUAAAGAAGCAAAGGUGUAAAAAGCAAAGGUGCCCGAACUGCUCAGUUCGGAUGUCACUAUCUUUCUUUUGUAAGCCAUGUAUCUUUGCAAUGAAUCAGGCGUUAAAUUGUCUCAUGAUUUUCAAAAACUGUUUUAUUCCAUAAUAAAUUUUAACAUAAUUGCACUAUUUUGUUGAAGAAUAUCCUAUCGUUUCAAAAUGACUCUGCUGAGUGACAUUCUGAAUCACCAACUUUGGUUUUUUCUGUUGAAGUAGACUUUCAUACUUCACACCUGCGGAUUAAGCAGGCCAGUGACCUAGUUUUUGCUUGCCCUCUAUCAAUAAGUAUGCCACUAUAAUUUACUAAGAUUAUAUUAUAUCAUCAAAUGAAAUUAUUUUAUUUUAAAAGUUCUUAGUUUAUCGUAAACAAUGAACUAGUUCUAUUUCACUGGAUUGAAGGGGUUACUUGCAUUGAUCUGUUUCAUAUUGAAAGUUGCAAGUUGCCUUUUCCAUCCUUUAUUUAUACCACUCAACUUUGAGGCAAAAAGAAGAAUUUUGUUUUAGGAUUCUAACCCCACUUAAAUUUGAGUUCCUGUUUAGUUUGAAUUGUUACUGGCAAUGGGGGGAAAAGGAAAAGCUUUCUAGUAUUGCUGUGUGAAGUGCUGCUUCAAGCAUGCUAUAAUGAAAAAACAUUUAGGAUUUGAUGUUUAAAAUACUAAGAUCAACGGUUUAUUUGUCUUAUUGCAGACUGCCAAUAUUUUUCUGCUAUCUGCACAAUGAAUUCCAUUUGAUUCCGACAUGCAUUUUACUUUGCAGUUGUCAUCUUUAUUACAAAACUGAUUACAGUUGUAUCAUGAUUAUUCUUCAUAUUGUAAAUAAAGUCUGUUAAUUUUAUUCCAUGGAAAUUUUUUUUGCAAACAAUAUCUUGGUAAUG